CUUGGAAAGCUGGUUGAGGAACUCUGGGAGUUGAAGUCCACAAACCUUAAACUUACUAAGGUUGGAGACCCCUGGUUUGGAGUACUCGCAUCUUCUCUCAAUCUGGUCCUGACGGAAAAGGGCUUCCCAUUAUUUGUCCGCGGGCCCGCACCACCGGAGCACAAAGUUUGAGGCAGCCCGGAGCUCUAAUAUUAGGCAAGCGCCACAAAAGGCCAUUUUGGGAUGGCCGCGGGAUAAGAAAGAUCAGCUCUUAAGCAUGUGUGAGGCCUGCGCUGUUUCGAAACUCACGCAGCUUCCAAGCUAUUGGCUGAAAGCCAGCGUCAUUCUUCUCCCCCCACCCCGGGAAGCCUUUUCCAGGCUUGAGUGGCUCGCUUUCGUUUUCCUGAUAUCCAUCUGGGUGAAGUUUUCUCCGACGUCCCUCAAGUAGCCCCGCCCUCUCCUUUCCCUGAGUUUGGCGGCCGCUCUGGUUGUGGGACGCUCCGCCGAAUUUGAGGCUCUCGGGCAGCUAUGUCGUCCGACGCCGUUUGCCUCGACCUGCAGCCCCGCUCCUACGACGAUAAAGAGGAAGUGGGCUCCGCCGGCCUCAAACCUAUAUCGAGGAGUGUCGCUGGGGAGCAGCCCAGUGACUAUCUCCUCUGGUCGUUGUUCAACCUUUUAUUCUUAAGCGGCUACUGCUUCUGCUGUCUCAGCUUCAGCGCCCUCGUCUUCUCCAUCAAGGCAAGGGAUCGUAAAGUUAUUGGAGAUCCUGAAAGCGCAGCUACCUAUGGGAAGAAAGCCAGAUACCUGAACAUUGCUGCCUGCCUUAUAGGCAUUGGAAUCACUGUUACUUGUUUCCUUGCAAUAAUUUUAAGUGCAGGAAAUAUUCUUAAAUUGUUCAGAGAAAUGAGGGAGAACCCCCAAUUAUUACAGCCAGGUCAAUGAAGAACAACUAAUUCACCCAGGAUAUCAUUACCAAACAUGCUGCCUACUGGCUGCAUCGCUUUUCUGUCUCAUGUAUAUUUUUCCUUGUCAAAAGGAGGAUUCUGUGCAGUUUAAGACAACUUGCCAUACUGACAGUGGGAGAGAUUUAGAUUGUCCCUAAAAUAGAGUUUUUCAACUGAAUUUUGCAGAACUCCAGACUUCCAUGACAACUUGACAGAGUUCAGAGCAAGCAAACAAAAUUCAAUUCGGUACAGCCAGUGGUUUUCAAAGCAAUUUUUCUAAGGAAAAGUACUCACAUCCCAAUAACUGAACAUUGAUUUCGAUGGUUAAAAUGUUAAAUUCCCAAGUAAUUGUAUAAGUUUUUAUGCACUAGAAAUGUUAAUUUUGCAUUUAUAAUACUUUACUUUUUAUACUUAGGAUAAAUGGAGGAAUCAUGGGACACUAGUUGAGGUAUCAGUUAUUUUGAAAUUCAAAUAUAUCAAUAAAUCACAAAAAGCACAAAAUUAUUCUUACAGUUUUCUGUCAUUACAGUACUUUGCCUCUUGAUCAGGUUUUAGGAAUUUCUUUAACUGGAGUGGUGGCAAAAUAGAGUCUUUUGUGAGUUUAUAAUGCGCUCCAUCUUAUAUUCUAUACAGUUAUUUGAAUUUAUUUCUGAAUUUAUUUCUGUCUUCUUUCUCUGAUAUGAGACCAGCCACAAUGGACUUAAUGGUGGUAAUCCCCUUUUAUACAUUCUUUAUUGCAUGUAUCUUCCCUGAAUUGUGAAUAGCUUUGAUUUAGCAACUUCAAGUGUUCAUAACUGAUUUCCUCAGUUUGAAAUGAGAUGAGAACCAAACUUAGAACUGGCAUGAUUGGGUCCAGGCUACUUGAGGGACUGUCUCAUCCCACUGGCAUUGGCCCACCGCACCCUUGCAGAGGAAGCAUGCUAUGGAUCCUAUUGGCCAGGUUAUUCCGGCUGGUGGGUUCUAGGAAAGGGCCUUCUCUGAUGUUGCACUUGCCCUCUGGAACAUCUUGCCCCUCCCUGAAUGAGGUUGGUUCCAACCCUCGUGAGCUUCCAAAAGAGCCUAAAGACUGGUUCUGCCCAUUGGCUUGGGGCUCCAAUAGAGGGGUUUCAUAUGAGGAUGGCUGAUAGAUUAUCAACAGAUCCCUCCUCUUCCCCCUCAUUCUAUUCCUUCCCCAUCUUUUAAUUGGAUUUUAUUUGGAUCUUGACAGUAUUUAUUUAUGUCUUUUAGGUUUUGUAUAGUUUUUAUCUUUUUAAGAUUAUAAGCCAUCCAGAGUUACCCUGUAGUAAGAUAGGAGUCCAAUAAGUUUUACAAAUAAAUAAAUACAAUGGAUUAAAACAAAUGGGAAUUAAAUGGCACCUGUUGUGUUUAUUUAACAAGUUCCUAUAGCUUGUCCUAUAGCCUAUCUACCAACAGAACCCUAGGAAAUGAACAAGAAUUUUUUUUUUUAAAAAACCCAUGUUUACAAAUUAAUGCCCCAGACAAAAACUCAGCAUUAAUCUCUCAGUUAAUCCCUGCCUUUCCUCCCCACCCCAACCCGUUAAAAUUUUGUCACCAGUGCCUGUGGUAAUCUGGAAGGUCAAUAGGGUAAGGCUGUCCACAUUUAAAUGGGGAGGCUGUUCCACGAGACUGGUACCAUGCUUGAGAAUGCACUUUUCCUAGGGCCAACAAGGUGACCUAUGAGACCCAGAGCAUGUCCACUCUGCCUGAUUUGGUGGAAUGAGCAGAAACUAUUAGGAAGAGGCACAGCAGUCCUGCAAGUAUUGAUUCCAUGCCAAGCACAACAAAGAAUGUUCUUUCUGUGCCAACUCAGGAAGCUCAAAUUGCCCAAGAAGCUGCUGAAACAGUUCUACAGAGGAAUUAUUGAGUCUGUUAUCUGCACUUCUAUAACUGUCUGGUUUGAUUCUGUAACCCAACAAGACAGCACAAACUUCAGAGAAUAAUAAGAACUGCAGAAAAAACAAUUACUACCAGCCUGCCCUCCAUCAAGGACCUGUAUACUGCACGAGUCAAAAAGAGGGCUGUGAAAAUAUCUACAGAUCCCUCGCAUCCUUCAAAACGAUGUUAUAGAGCACCACACCAGAUCAACUAGAUACAAGAACAGUUUUUCCCCCGAACAUCAUCACUCUGCUAAACAAAUAAUUCCCUCAACACUGUCAAACUAUUCACUAAGUCUGGAUUACUAUUAAUCUCAUCGUCCCAUCGCCCAUCUCCUUCCACUAAUGAUUGUAUGACUGUAACUUUCUUGCUUGUAUCCUUACGGUUUAUAUUGAUUGUUUCCUAGUAUCAUUUGACUGCUUAUUUGUACCCUAUGACUAUCAUUAAGUGUUGUACCUUAUGAUUCUUGACAAAUGUAUCUUUUCUUUUUAUGUACACUGACAGCAUAUGCACCAAAGACAAAUUCCUUGUGUCCAAUCACACUUGGCCAAUAAAGAAUUCUAUAUCAUC
Molecule: messenger RNA, 3368 nt
Organism: Ahaetulla prasina
Lineage: Eukaryota; Metazoa; Chordata; Lepidosauria; Squamata; Colubridae
Product: interferon-induced transmembrane protein 1-like
Exons: 2
Coding region: 508-921 (137 amino acids)
Biological process (GO): response to interferon-beta; defense response to virus; negative regulation of viral genome replication
Cellular component (GO): plasma membrane
Source: RefSeq, a predicted model, not a curated record